Pygocentrus nattereri (red-bellied piranha) is the source of this 1911-nucleotide messenger RNA. Its product is annotated as GTPase IMAP family member 7-like. The transcript has 3 exons. The record is from RefSeq and is a predicted model, not a curated record. Lineage: Eukaryota; Metazoa; Chordata; Actinopteri; Characiformes; Serrasalmidae. Bases 19 to 975 code for a protein of 318 amino acids. Gene Ontology annotation, molecular function: GTP binding.
GCUUCCUCCUCCCCCGAAAUGGCAGCGAGCAGCGACCGCGGCGAGCUGGUGCGACCAGCUGGCAAAGAUCCAAGAGAGACCAGCAGCAUGGAUGAACCUUUGCGCUUCUCUGACAUCAGGAUAGUGCUGUUGGGGAAGACUGGUGUGGGGAAGAGCUCUACUGGAAACACCAUCUUGGGCCAGGAGGUCUUUAAUGUGUCAGAUUCUGCCCAGUCAGUGACUAUGGAGUGUAUAAAGGCCAGAGCAGAGCUUGAUGGCUGUAAAGUAUCUGUGGUCGACACUCCUGGUCUGUUUGACACUGACCUGACAGAAACAGCAGUGAUUAACAGACUGGUUGAAUGUAUCAGUCUGUCCUGUCCUGGACCACAUGUCUUCCUCCUGGUGCUCAGACUAGGCCGCUUUAUUCAGGAGGAUCAACAGACGGUGAAGAGACUGCAGUGGAUCUUUGGUGAUGAGGCGUCUAAAUACACCAUCGUUCUCUUCACUGGAGGAGACCGACUAAGAAACAGGACCAUAGAGGAGUAUUUAAAAGAGGCGGGAAAUGGGCUGAGUCAAGUGGUGGAGAUGUGUGGUGGACGCCAUCAUGUCUUUAACAACGAGAACAUGGCAGACCGCUCUCAGGUCACUGAACUGAUGGAAAAGAUCUUCAGUUUGGUGUCAGAAAAUGGUUCUGGAUGCUACACCAACGAGAUGUAUGCAAGUGUGGAGAGAGCGAUUCAGGAGAGAGAGAACGAGCUGAGAAGCGAGAUGGAAGAGCUGAGAAACGAGAUGCAGGAGAGAGAGGAAGAGCUGAGAAACGUGAUGCAGGAGAGAGAGGGAGAGCUGAGAAGUGAGAUGGACGAGCUGUCUAAGGCUAAAAACAAGGAAAUAGACCAGUUGAGCUUGAGGCUUAGAGAAAUGGUUGUGAAAGAUGUGAAGAAUAAGAAGAAAUUUCCACAGAUCAGAAAAGUUGCAGAGCAGUGUAAACAGCAGUGAUAGUGACUCACUCAAACUCUCCUCUUCUCUCUCCAUCCUGUCCUCCUCAUUUAUCCCUGUAUCUGUAUCCAGUGAUCUCACCUCUUCAGUUUGUUCUGCACACAAGUGUAAAAUCUGCAUUUUAGGCUUUGUUGGGACAAUCUGUAUAGAGAAAGUAUGAAUAGGGGCUUUUAAAUAUUUCAUCAUUUGUCUCUUUAUUCUCUACGUUUGAGUCUGAAGCUUCAGAGAGCUAGAGUGAACCUGUGGGGUAAAGCUAAGCUACUGCAGUAAAAAGCUUCCUGCUACAGGUUUAAAACAUCUGACAGUUUUAUUAAUAUGAUGUAGAAUAUAAAUUUCACACCGUUAUCAUUUUAAAUAUUUAACACUUUAUCUUCUUUAGCUAACAGCUUACUGCACAGUCUAAACAUCUCAGACAGGUUCGCUAAAUUAAUGCAGAUAUGUUGUGCUAUGCAAGUUUCCCUCCUCCCACGAUCCUGUCAUUUUAUUUUAGUAAAUCAGGCUCUGGGAGGUUCUGGCUCAUUUGUCAAGCUGUUUUGUAGCGACCCAUGGUUGCCUUUUUUUCAGAAGAAACUUGUUUUUUUAUAAUAAAUAAAAACUGAAAUUUAGUACAAAUAUCAGUGAAUAAAAUCAUAAUAAGCCUCGUAAGACGAGUUAACCAUUUAAGACACACCUUUCUGAGUACAGCGGGUUUUUUAACAGUGUAAUGUAGUUUUGAUGGAGGUGACUAAUGCAUCCAAAAGAAAUCAGAGUCAGAAUUUACAGAGCUGAGAAACCUGAUUGACUUUUGGAGCAACACUGAAACCGACUACAUGUAAAAUUUUUUAUGUUAUGUUUUUACGUCACAUUAUCUUCUGUGAGUUUAUUGGCUGGUUGUAAAGCAGAAACCUGAUUACUGUCUGGGGCGGCACGGUGGCGUGGUGGGUAGCGCUGUCGCCU